Aspergillus steynii IBT 23096 is the source of this 2741-nucleotide messenger RNA. RefSeq lists its product as uncharacterized. NCBI's taxonomy places the organism in Eukaryota, Fungi, Ascomycota, Eurotiomycetes, Eurotiales, Aspergillaceae. The coding region runs from base 283 to 2433 and encodes 716 amino acids. Gene Ontology annotation, biological process: positive regulation of transcription by RNA polymerase II. Gene Ontology annotation, cellular component: nucleus. The transcript has 4 exons. The record is from RefSeq and is a predicted model, not a curated record. Gene Ontology annotation, molecular function: DNA-binding transcription factor activity; transcription cis-regulatory region binding.
UCCCCGUCGCUGCGGCGGUCUCGCAACACCUUACCUCAAGGCAAUCCGAGUAAGCUGACUUUUUGGGCUUUGGUCUUCUCCAUCACAGCUUGACAUGCCGCACUCGCAAACUCAAAUGUACGGUAGUCUCCUCGUCGUGAUGCUCAGAAGAGGUUCCGGACUAAAUGCGCCCGUCUCGCUUUAGGUGACGAGCAGAAGCCCGAAUGUUCGCAAUGUCGCAAAGGUGGUAGAGAGUGUCGGCCCAGCGAAGGCAUCGUCUUCCGUCAUCAGCAAAAUGCCUCGAUGAACAAGAACUUGGACGACACUUCCGCUGGUCGUGGGAAUCUCAAGGGUUUCUACUCGUACAAGAAUACGUUCGACAAGGAUAGUGUCUGGUUGGAUAUUCCCAAACAUGUUAUCUUCGUCGACAACUCGGAUCCGUACGCCGACGAUCUUGAGGCCGCUCUAGGCGAGUCCGAAGCCGCUAUUCUGGCCGCUAAUUCGCAGACUCGACAUUGGAGCGCUCAACAUCCCUCGCCGUCCGACGGCGAAUCUCAUGGCCUCGAGACUCUGUCCACGGCGGCUGUUCACGAUCGUCUCUCGUAUCCUCCUUUCAGUGUUGAACAACAGCAGGCUUUGACGGCGACCGACGGCGGCUCAGCUUUCAACACAGUCUCAACCACCUCUAUCUCGUCGGGACCUUCUCCGAACCCGCCUCGCAGCGCGAUCCCCUCUCUCGCGUCUCCGCCAAUCUCGAUCACUUCCAGCAAUAAUAAUACUAAUAAUAACAUCAACUUCCUUCUGAACCCUUCUUCUCAGUCCCUCUCCCCGGAUACAUCUACGAUCCAACAUGGAUCUGAGCGUAGAGGUUCGUCGUUGACGUCCAGGUCCCUCGUGGCAAGAGGCAAACCGGUCGAACAGCGAUCAGACAUGCCGGUGGAAACAGAGCACGAGAUCGCCUUUCUAUUGAGAAAUUUCUCCGAAGCACCAGGACUCUGGAUGGAUUUGUUCGAUCUGGGGACAUAUUUCGCGUCUUAUAUCCCUGUCAAGGCCCUGACAAACCCGCUGCUCAAAUAUGCGGCGUGUGCAUAUUCCGCGAAACAGUUAGGCCGCGUCCGAAGCUUUGCUUCCUCUCGAGAUGCUGCUCCGCUUCAAGCUUCGAUGGAUUCGUGGCCCGACGAAAGUAAAGUAGACUGGGGUUGGUAUGGCGCCAAGUAUUACGAAAAGGCCAUCCAACUUUUGAUGAAGGAGCUUCAACCGGAUAAGGGACCGGCACCCUUGAGUACUCCCGAAGCCUUUGGGCAAUGGCAGGCCGCAGAACUGUGUGAAAACGGUAAUAAUCCUCGAAAGCGUCGAAGGCGUUACUCGGAGAGUCGGCUGUCCAACGGCGUCCACUCGGAUGACAUCCUAGCCGCCACGGCCAUUCUGUCUGUGUAUGAACUCCUGGACGCGACCGGCCCAGCCUGGAGUCGACAUCUGAGUGGUGUCAAGUCACUGCUGGAUGUUGCCGAAGUCGGAAUGAUGCCACUUGAACAGCGUCCAUCACCGGGAGAGACUCCUUUCCCACCCAAAAAACCUGGCUUGUCGAGGGCACGAAGGGCGACGUUUUGGAAUUUUGCUCGUCAGGAUUACUUGGCUGCUUUCAUAAAUGAGUGUCAGACGAGAUUGAACACCGAGGAUUUAGUGCUGUGGACUGAGGCGGGUCUCCAAAUCGAUAACAUGGGUUUUGUACGGCUCACCAACACCACUGCGGCUGGAUAUCCGGAGGGCGACGAGACCAUGCGGGAGGACCUUAUCGGAAAUGGUCUCAUUUGGAUACUGUCUAAAAUCGUCAACUAUAUUAGUGCCGGCGAUCAUUUGCAUUUGGAUAACGGCUCAGUUGACUCGGGCCCCCUGGCAAUCUCGCAACAGGUUCUGCUUGAGCGGUGGUACCGUCUCGAGACCGAGCUCGACGUGUGGUACAACGGGCUUCCAGACACUUUCCGACCUUGCGCCCGGCUUCAAUCUCGCGCGAAGGACAGCACCACCGGCAACGACCUUUCAUCUCUGUGCGAGAUCUGGUACAGCAUUCCGGUAUGCGCAUCUGCUAUGCAACACUACCACAUGGCUCGGAUUCUGCUUCUCAUCAACAAACCCCACGAGUCAACCAGUAGACGGAGCACCAUCACCGACAGGCUCAACUCCUACCGGUCGAUCGAGAACGAAAUCCGGUUUCACAGCCGCGAAAUUGUAGGCAUCUCGAUGGGCCGUCCGACUGGCGCUGUCCGUAUCAACUCUCUCCAGCCACUGUUUGUCAGCGGCCAGUGUCUCACCGAGCCUGCCGAACGACGGACGGCGUUGCAAUUGCUGCGCGGCAUCGAGACGGACCUUGGCUGGGCGACUGAAUACCGCGUCAACCAACUCCUCCGAGAGUGGGGUUGGAAUGAAGACACCGGAGAUGUUGGAGGUCCAUGAUAGCAUGGUUCUGUUCCGGAACCCUUACCUACCUCCGUCGACUCGAUUCGAGUCAGCUUUUUGUCCUCGUUUUCCCCAUUGGGCCUCAUUUUGAGGACACCCCACACCUGUGGUGGUCGGCGAGAACGAAGUCAGGCAGGUCUCUUCCAUGAUAUGUAGGGAUCCCACCGCACUCCCUCCGACGGUCUCCGAGCGGGGAAACAUGUCCAUGAUGGAAGGUCAUUCCACCAGAUUGACUGCGUCCGACCAGUCGAGUCAGGCUCCCCAGCGACAUCCACCCGCCAGCCGGGCUGUCGGAGGAGUCGCCG